Messenger RNA from Chlamydomonas reinhardtii, 8456 nucleotides. RefSeq lists its product as uncharacterized. NCBI's taxonomy places the organism in Eukaryota, Viridiplantae, Chlorophyta, Chlorophyceae, Chlamydomonadales, Chlamydomonadaceae. The record is from RefSeq and is a predicted model, not a curated record. The transcript is spliced from 32 exons. The coding region runs from base 158 to 7993 and encodes 2611 amino acids.
AUUACAACUGUGGGCAUGGCAAGUCUGUGAGAAAGCUGUAAACAGGCUAGACUGUGAGUUUGAAGACUCGUAAUGUCUUACAUGCACAAUAUGACUAUUUGGUUUGAUGGAACUAAUUUUAAAUGAAGAAUGAGUUAGUUUACGGAAGGACGCGCAAAUGAGCAGAGUCACCGACCUCUCGCUCGCGCCCCUCAGCGAGCGGCGCAAUAAUAAUGGCAAGCAGCCACAGUCGCCGGGUGCUGGCCCGGGCCAGUCGCAGCAGGGCUACGGCCGGGCCGCCACCGGCGACGUCAGCGGCACUGGCAGCAACGGCUCGCCCUCUCGCGCGCUGCCGAUGCACCGCAUGGGCGGCGGCGGCCCGUUCCCGCCGGUGCCGCGGCCGGGCGCGGCGACGUCGCCGUACGUGUUGGCAGGCGGGCAGCGGCGCUCGAUGCUAGUUGCGUCCACGGGCUCCCUGUUCCCGGAGGCCUCCCGGGGAGGAGCCGGCGGCGGCGGCAGCGGCGGCGGCGGAGGCGGCGGCGUGGGUUCCUGGCAGGAGGGCGGCGGCGGAGGGCUGGGCGGCGGAUCGUCGCCGGCAGUGGCGUGGGGCUCUGCGACCGCCCCGCUGCCCAGGCUGGAUGCCGGCGGCGCGUUCGGCGGCGGCGCCGGGGAGCGCACGGCGCGGCGCCACUCGCCGCAGCACUACAAGCCGCCCGGCGGCGCGGGGGCGGGCGCUUGGACGGGCGCGGGGGCAAGCGGCAGUCCCGCACAGACCUCUCGCGGCGGGCGCAGUCCCCCCGCAGCGCCGCGCUCGCCCCGCGACACCGCCCUCUCAGCACUGGCCGCCGCCGGAGCCGCGGCGGCGGCAGCCGCAGCCGGCGGCGCCGGCCCCGGCGGCGCCGGCCCACAGGGGUCGGCACAGGGGCCAGCACAGGGGUCGGCACAGGGCCCGCCGCCCAUCACGUGGGCACACGUGCGUGAGGCGCAGCAGCACGCCUGGGCCGAGUCGGCUGGGCUGUACAGGCCGCAAGCCAACUACACCAUCCAGGUGCCGCUGCCCGGCCACCUGCCGCCGCAGCCGCAACACGCAUACGGCGGCGGCGGCGGCGGCAGCCACCAGCAGCAGCACCAGCACCAGCCGCCCAUCGCGGCCCAGGGCUCCUACAGUGACUAUGACGGACUGGGUGGCGGCGGACCCAGCUCCCUGUCCCUCACCUACCCGGGGCCCGGCAGCGGCGGCGCCCGCACGGCACGCGGCAGUAGCGGCGCGGUGCCGGCGGCAGUAGCAGUGGCGCCGUUGGACCUCUCGGAAAUGGAUCGCGACCUUCGCGACCGCGAGGCCUCGCUACUCGGCGGCGGCGGCGUCAACCGCAGCAGUUGGAGCGUCAGUGUGGGCGGCGGCGGCGCCGCCGCCGCCGACCGCAUGGGCUCGCCGGGCCGCGGCUUCCGCGACGGCUCCGGCCAUACCGCCGCCAAUGUGGCGUCUGGUCUGUUGGCGUUUGAGGGUCUGGUCGGGCCGCAGUUCGGCGCGCUUGGUCUGGUGGAUAGCAGCCUGCUGCCUGGGUACGGUGGGGCCGGAGGAGGAGGAGGAGGAGGUGGAGGCGGUGGAGGCUCGGUGUUGGCGCUGGCGGGCGCGGGCUACACGCCGGCGCAGCUGACCUCGCUGCAGGCGGCGGCGGCGGCGGCGCACACGCUGCAGCGGCGCACGCUGCUGCUGCGGCUGCCGCACUGCUGGGGGGCGCUGGGGCUGGAGCUGCCGGCCAUGGUGGUGCAGUCGGGCGGCGGCGCCUGCCUGCUGGUCCUGCCCAGUGACAAGCCGCCGGCGCGCAGUGAGGCGGUGGCGGUGGAGGGACUGCUGCUGGACAUGCUGAGGGACCCAGGCAGCGCGGCCGCCAGGUCUGCCUCCUGGCGUGCCGACAUGCUUGCGGCGCUGUGUGCGGACGCCAUCGCCACCCUCAACGAGGCAGCCAAGACACGCGGCAGGGCCGGCGCGGGCGGAGGCGGAGGCGGAGCAGGCGGAGGCGGCGGGGGCGCAGCAGCGGGAGGCGGCGGCGGCGGCGGCGAGUGGCAGCUGCGUGGCCUGUCCGGCAUCCAGCUGCAGGCGCCUGCCAUCCUGGCUCCCUUCACCACACUGCUGCAGGGCAGCCUGCAGGAGAAGUCCCAGACUGUGGACGCGCACAGAUCGGGGCUACUCACGGCGCACACACGCCGCGGCGUGCCGCCGCCGCCGCCUCACACUGGCAGCGGCCUCGGCGGCGGCGGCGGUGCCUACAGCCCAUACACCGCCGCCAGAAGCGCCAACAGUUCCAGUACGGGCAUGCUGUACGGCGACGGCGGCGGGGAGGCGGCAGCGCAUGCGGCCGGCAGCGGCGCCGCCACCGCCCGCCGCAUGCGCGUCAGCGCCUCCGGCGCACCGCUUGGCGGCGGCGGCGGCGGCGGUGGCGGCGGAAAUCUGGUGCAACCAUCGUCGUCGUCGUUUUCGGGGCCAACUGGCGGCGGCGGCGGUGGUGACGGCGGCGGCAGUGUGGGAAGCGGCCGAGCAGGCGCAGCGGCGGCGGCGGCGAAUGGCGGCGAGGCCCCUGGUGGGGAGGUGGGGAGCGGCGCGGAGGGCGGCGGCGGCGAGGCGACAGGGGUCGAGGCCGGCGCGGCGGCAGGUGGUGGCGGCGGUGGCGGCGGCGGUGGCGGCGGGUUCCACAUGUCUGCCUACGCCUCUGCGGCGCUGACGGUGGGCUCCUGCAUCUGCAUGGCGGACAUAGUGCGCCAGGUGGAGGUGGGCUGCGGCGAGCGCGGCCGCGCGCUGGCGGGUGUGUGGAACGCCUUCGUGGCGGCCCAUCAGGAGUCGGUGGAGGCGCUGCACAGGCACGCAGCGGCGCAGCAGGCCGAGAUACACGAGCUGUCCAAGCGGCUGGCUGAGCGGCGCGACUUUGCUCGCGAGCUGGAGAUGCUGGAGUUCCUGAAGCGCGAGAACGCGCGCUUCAAGAGCCGCGAGGCCGAGCUGCUGGCCAAGGGGCUGCUCACCAUGCAGGCCGCCCCGGGCGCGCGCGACGGCAGCCGCAUGGUGGUGCGUGCGGGCGGCGCGCUGGGGGAGGCGCUGGAGGGCGAGCUGGGCGGCCGCAUUGCACAGUUGAGGUGGCGGCACGCGCUUCAGGUACUGGGCACCCGCACACACAAGGUGGCGUUCCGGUCGGGGGCGGAGUUCCAGCCGCCGCCGACGCCCACGCCGCGGGUCAGCGCCGGCGGGCCGGAGGCGGAGGCCAUGGUGGCCAAGUUGGAUCUGUUUCACAAGCUGACGCUCGCUGUGGAGCGAGCCGCCGCCCGCCGCCGAGCCUUCGGCCGCGGCCGCGACGCCGACGCCGCCGCGCGCAUAUACGGUGCCGCCUCUGCCGCCGCCGCCGGUGACGGCGGCCCGGCCGCCGCCAGCUCUGCCGACCUGUUUGCUGCGGCUCUGGCUGCGGGUCCGGGUCUGAGCACCAAGCUUCUUGAGGGUCUGGAUGCGGAGGACACGGCACGGCUGCUGGCCAACCUGAAUGUGGAGGCGCAGGUGUUGCUGCUGGCGAUGCUUCCCGAGCUGCGGCGGGCCGAGGUGCUAGCGGCCAUGACCGACCCGGACCGGGCGCAGGUGGUUGUGGUGAUGUCGAGUGUGAUGCGGUCGCACACGGCACACAUCCUGGGCCGCGGCAUGUGGGCCGCCACCAUGCGGGCGGUCAAGGACUCGCCGCCUCUGGGCGCGCGCAUGCUCACAGGCAUGGACACAGCGGAGGCUGUGGAGGAGCUGCUGUGCUGGGCGCCGGCCGAGCAGCUGGACGUGUUGGCGGCGCUGGACGCCCCACACGCCGCGCGCAUCCUGGCGGCGGCGCCGGCGGAGGUGCGGCAGCGGCUGCUGGCCGGACUGCCGCCGCACAUCGCCGCGAACAUCGUGUCGGCCAUGCAGCCGCCGCCCGCCGCCGCCAGCCUUGCGGAUCUGGACCCCAACGCCGCGGUGGCCAUCCUGUUGGCCAUGGACCCGAGCAGCGCGGCGGCCCUGCUUCAGGAGCUUGGCGCGGUGAAGGCGGCGGAGGCGCUGCUGGGUAUGGACAGUCUGGAGGCGCGCCAGACCAUCCUCGAGUCCAUGCAGCCGCGGGUGGCGGCGGAGACGGUGCUGGAGAUGGACACGCGCGCAGCCACCCCCGCGCCCCCCGGCGGCGGGCCGGAGGGCGGCGCGGGCGGCGGGGGGCUGGAGGGCGUGUCGCCGCCGGCGGGGCUGGACCCAGGCGGCGUGUACCCGGGCACUGAGGCCCUGGGCGACAUGGCCUCGCCCUCCGCGGACCGCAUCAUGGGCUUCAUGGCAGUGCAGGACAAGGCCGCUGUGCUGAGCCGGCUGGACCCGGACAAGGCGGCUGAGCUGUUGUCGCUGUUGGGUCCCUCGGAGGCGGUGGCGCUGCUGGCGUGCCUGUCCGACACCUCGGCCGCACUGGUGGUGGACGCGCUGAGGCAGGAGGACAGGGACGCGCUCAUGAGGAUGCUUAUGGACGCCAGUGGCGGCGGCAAGGGCCACGGCGGCGGCGGCGGCCGCAAUUCCAAGGCGCACAGCAAAUCCGGCGGCGGCAAGUCCGGCGGCGGCAAGGGUGCCAAGCACGCUGCCAAUGCCAAAUCCCACGCCGGCGGCGGCGGCGGCGCCGCCGCCCACCACCCGCCCGCCCUUACGCCGCCGUCGCCGCGGCCGCCGCGCUCGCCCGCCGCCACCGCCGCCAGCGCGGCGGCGCAGCUGGCGGCGGGCUUUCCCUCGCCGCCGGGGCGCGGCAUCAAGCCGGCGCUGGCUCAGAGCAUGUCGAGGGCGAUGGAUGUAUAUGUGGGUGAGGGCAGCGAAAGCGACAGCGAGGGGGAGGGCGAGGGGGAGGCGGCGGCGGCGGCGGCGUACGGCGGCGGCACACGCGGCUCGUCGGAGGGCGGCGGCGUGGAGCCGCUGGCGGUGGCGGCGGCGCUGACGGCGGCGGCGCAGGUGCCGCCGCUGCCGCUGCACACGCAGCCGUCGCCGUCGCCGCGCGCGACCGACGCAGGGCCGCCGCCGGUGGCGGCGGCGCCGCCGCCGGCGGCGGGCAAGCCGCCGCGUGCGCCCGCCAGCAGCGUGGCGGCAGUGGAGGCCGCGUCUGUGGUGGCGGCGGCGGCGGCGGCGGCAGCUACCGCGCUGGACGCCUCCCGCCGCAGCAGUGCCGCCAGCGGCGGCGGCGGCGGCGGCAGCGACGGUGGCGGCGGCGAGCAGCAGGAGCUGAGUGACGGCACCGCCAGCAGCAGUGGCAGUGAUGACAGCGGCAGCGACGACGAUGACGACCUGCCCCUGGUGGCGGCGCCCGCCGCCGCCGCCGCCGGCAAGGGCGCGGUGCGCAUCGCCGACAUCGGCGCCGCCGCCGUGCGCCGCCACCGCUCGUCUGACCUGGAGGCACAGGUGGCGGCGGGCCGGCAGCGUAACGCCAGCCAGGCACUCACGGGCCGCGGCGCGCAGAGCAUGGCGGCCCGCGACACCCGCGGCGGCGGCGGCGCCGCCGCCGCCGCCGACGGCGGCGGCCCGGGCCGCACCUCCAACACCGGCUCGCGCACCGUGCCCGUCAGCCGAAGCACCACGAUUGCCGUACAUGGUGAUCGUGGCGACGGCGGCGCCGUCAGCGACCGACACGGCGGCGGCGGCGGCGGUCGCGACGUCAGCAGCCUUCGCAUGCUCAAGAGCGCGCUGCGCAACAACCAGCACCAGCACCAACAGCGCGCAGCGGCGGCGGCGGCGGCGGCUGGAUCCAAGAUCUCGGGCGGCGGCGCGGGACCCGUGCCCGACAUCGGGCAACUGCUCCGGACCGCCUCCACCAUACACGCGGCGGCGGCGGCCGCCGCCGCCAACGGCGGCGGAUUGGCGGCGCAGGCCUCCGCCGGGCACCUGCUUUCGCAGUUGGACGGCGGCGGCGCGGCGGCGGCGGCGGCGGCGGCGGCGCAGUCGACGGCUCUGGGCCGGGCGCCCAAGAACGUGCGUCUGGCCACGGCCAUGCAGCAGCACCGCAACGCGCGGCCGCGGCCCAAGGGCUGGCUGAUGGGGCUGGUGGAGAGCAUCUACAAGGAGGGCGAGGCCUUGCUCCGCAAGAUGGGUCGCAUGGAGGCGCUGCGGCGUCAGUCCGUGCCCGAGAUUGUGUUUGCGCACUUCUCCAACAAGUACGGCCAGCGCUCGCUCGUGGACGAGUACGCGGCGUGCCUGGCCAACACACUGGCACUACACAGGAGCGAGGACCUGCGGCUGGACACGUUUGCCCGCUUCCUGUCUGAGGAGUGGGACUUCGCCACCUUCGUCGAGUUCAUCACCGCAAACAGCCUGGCACUGCAGCCUGGCAAGGUGCUGUGUAUCGAGUACCCGCGUGAGGCGGGCCGGGACGAGGCCUACCCCUGGCUGUGUGCGGCCAAGGCGGCGGCCAUCGCGGACGGCGUGCUGGGCCCCCGCAGCGGCCCGGUGCGCGAGGCCUUCAACAGCGCCCUCAUGAGCGUCAGCGUGCCGGCCGACGACGCUGACGUGGACAAGCUCCGCCGCGACGCGCGCUACGCCGCCGCCGCACAGGACGCCGCCGCCGGCGCCGGGCCGCCGCCGCCGGAGCGCUUCUACCGCCUGCCGCGGCCGCGCUUCCUGGCCCUGCUGGCCAGCGAGAUAGCGCGCGUCAACGCGGCUAUUGCGCGCCUGGCACGGGGCCGGUUCGAGGUGCUGGACAGUCACGGUGUGGGGGCGGUGCCGGCGGCGGCGGCGGGCGGGUACCUGGCGGGUCUCAUUGCGCCCAACACGCCACGCAAUGGGAACUUGGUGGUGCGGGAAGCCACGGUCACCUUCGUCUCCAACGCGCUCGCCUACCAGCUGGAACCCGGCGCCGCGCCCGAGGCUGUGGCCCUGGCGGCCAACGCCGCCGCCGCCGCCGCCUCCGAUGCGCCCAUCGGCGCCGACGCCUGGGUGGCGGCGUCGGUGCAGUGUACGGCACUGCGGGAUCACGUGAAGCUGCACACGCUGCGGCCGCUGCGGCUGGGGGAGGAGGGCGACGACGACGACGGGGGGUUGCUGGGGGGCUUCCUGCUGGGUUUGACACGCCGGCACACCAAGCUCAUGGCGGCACGCCUGCGCGACUGGGCGCGGGCGGCGGCGCGGGGCGGAGGAGGAGCAGGAGGAGGAGGAGGGGCGGGGGAUGCCACGAACCGUGGUCAGAAGGGGGCGGCGGGUGGUGGAGGUGGGGGCGGUGGUGGUGCGGAUGCGGCGCUGGUGUUGGAGCUGAGCGCCUCGGUGGAUAAGGCGGCGAGCGGCGGUGACAAGUUCCGGGCGUAUGCGCAAAUGCUCAUGGCCAUCAUCAAACAGCAGGUGACGGCGGUGGUGGCGAUGCUGACGGGUGCGGACGGCGGCGGCGCGGCGGGCGACGGCGCGGCGGGCGAGCUGGAGGACGCGCUGUGCCGACUGGAGGACUGCGCCAUCAUCAUGCUGAGGCAGGCCAGGUACCUGCUGGAGUGCACCAACAUGGAGGUGACGUACGACCGGGUGCGGCGACUGCCGCUGCAGGGCCGGCUGGCGGCAGUGGGCCGCGCCAUACUGGUGUGGCGGCAGCACGAGGACACGGUGCAGAACCUGGCGGCACUGGUGGUGCAGAGCGUGUGGCGCAACUGGCGCACGCAGCGCGCCAAGCGGUUGGCGGCGGAGGCGUCCGAGGCGGCGCUGGCGGAGGAGCUGGCGGCGGAGCCCAGCGGCCCACUGGGAGGCGGCGGCGGCGGCGGCGGCGGCGGCGGCAGUGGCGGCGGCAGUGGGCUGGGCAGCCGGGUGGCGUCGCGAGUGGUUUUGCUGAAGGCGUCAUCACUGGUGAAGCGCCAGGGCUCCAACGGCCUAGGUGCGGCGGUGGGCUCGGGAGGCGGUGGUGGAGGUGGUGGUGGAGGUGGUGUGGCGGCGGCGGCGGGUGGCGGUGCGGCGGUGUUGGCGGCGGCGGCGGGGAGUGGGGGCUCCGGGGUUAACUCGCCGCGGGGUGCGGCGGUGCGGUAGGGGCAGGGGGUGUUUGAGGGCACAAGGGCAGCGGGGGGGGGGGAGAUACCAGCCCAAACUAAACCGAACCCAAUACAACAGAGCGGGGAUGACAGCGAGCCAACCUGCAACCGUCUGCCUGCAUGGGCGUGUUGUGCGUGAUUGUAUGCAGCGACUGGUGAUUCAAGGUGGUCGGCGCGGGCAUGGAGCGGGCACAGCGCUGGCGUAUGGUGGUCUGUUAGUUGUGCACUGCACGUACCGUCACUUUGCGCCGGUGUUUGGACUCCGCAAGGCGGCGAGAGAGGUCGGCAUUCUGUGCUAUGCUGUGUAAGCAUGGCCUAUCGGCUAUUGGCGAGCAAGAGCGAGCCGGCUGACUCAGCAAUGCCUAUAGCAAUGGUCACAGGGUCGAGGGCGCGGGGCCGAUAGCUACUGCCAUAGCGCCCUUGCUUGGUCGGACUGUCCCUGCUUGUAAUGUCGCAUUCAU